Molecule: messenger RNA, 2007 nt
Organism: Triticum aestivum (bread wheat)
Lineage: Eukaryota; Viridiplantae; Streptophyta; Magnoliopsida; Poales; Poaceae
Product: protein NUCLEAR FUSION DEFECTIVE 4
Exons: 2
Coding region: 85-1689 (534 amino acids)
Cellular component (GO): membrane
Source: RefSeq, a predicted model, not a curated record
GCAGCGCAAAGAGAGGUCCUUGAAGCCACCGAGCUAAAAAAGACAUUCUUUUCCACCUCUUCUGUUCCGGCAGGGGCGGCGGCGAUGGCGGCCAGGACGCGGUGGUCGGCGCUGGCGGCGAGCGCUCUGAUCCAGUGCUUCGCGGGGGGCAGCUACUGCUUCGGCGUCUACUCGCCGGCGCUCAAGGCGUCGCAGGGCUACGACCAGUCCGCGCUCGACGCCGUCGCCUUCUUCAAGGACGUCGGCGCCAACGUCGGGGUCCUCUCGGGCCUCCUCGCCGCGUGGGCGCCCGCGGGAGGGCGCCGACGCCCCUGGGUCGUCCUCCUCACCGGCGCCGCUCUCUGCGCCGCAGGGUACCUCCCCAUGUGGCUCGCCGUCGCGGGUGUCGUGCCCGCCCCGCUCCCGCUCGUCUGCCUCUACAUGCUGCUCGCCGCGCAGGCGCAGACCUUCAUGAACACGGCCGAUGUCGUCACCGCCGUCGAGAACUUCCCCGACCGCCGCGGCACCGUCAUCGGCAUCAUGAAGGGUUUUCUAGGCUUGAGCGGCGCAAUACUGGUCCAAGUACAGCGCACUCUCCAUAUUGAUCCCGGCAGUUUCAUACUUAUGCUGGCAAUACUACCCACAGCCAUCGCGUUGCUGCUCAUGUACUUUGUCGACGUCCACAGCGCUCAUCAGCGGUACAACAAGAAGUUCCUCGAUGCUUUCUCUCUCAUGGCCGUUACUGUUGCUGGGUUCCUGAUGGUUGUCAUAAUCUGCGACCAAGUUUUCAUGAUAAGUUCAGCUGGGCAGAGUGUUUGCUUCGCGAUACUCUUGCUGCUGAUCAUGUCUCCAGUGACUAUUGUUGUAAGGGCUCAGAGGUCCGAAUCGAAGCAGCGAGAAGAACCAACGUCGGAAGAACAAACUGGUUUACUUCUUCAUGAGGAAACGGCGCAGCAGGAUUCAGAGAACGCCAGCUCUAGCACACCGCUUGUGGGAUCUAAUAAUCAGGACAUGUCGUCGGACAAAGCAGAGAACCUGAACGUGGUGCAGGCCAUGUGCAAACUCGACUUCUGGCUGCUCUUCCUUGCGAUGGCCUGCGGAAUGGGCUCGGGGUUGGCCACGGUGAACAACAUCAGCCAGAUCGGGGGCUCUCUGGGCUACACGAGCAGGGAGACCAGCACUCUGGUGUCCCUAUGGAGCAUCUGGAACUUCUCAGGGAGGUUCGGCGCAGGCUACGUCUCCGACCACUUCCUCCGGUCGCGAGGACUGGGCAGGCCUUUCUUCAUAGCAGCGACGCUUCUGGUCAUGGGUGUAGGCCAUGCCAUCAUCUCCUCCGGUUUCCACGCAUCGCUCUACGUCGGCUCGGUCCUUGUCGGCUUGUGCUACGGGUCUCAGUGGGCUUUGAUGCCGAGCAUAACUUCAGAGAUAUUCGGGCUAAACCAUUUUGGCACCAUCUUCAACACGGUGGCCGUCGCGAGCCCUGUUGGCUCUUACAUCCUCUCGGUGCGCGUGGUCGGGUUCAUUUAUGACAAGGAGUCACCGCAAGGUGAGCUUGCCUGUGCCGGUAAGCACUGCUUCGCACUCUCCUUCCUGAUCAUGGCAUGCGUCUGUGUCUUCGGGUCUGCCGUAGCAUUUGUAUUGUUCAUCAGAACAAGGAAGUUUUAUAGACGGGUCAUAUAUGCCAGACUGCUCCCUUUUGUAGAUAAAUGAGGAAAUGUAUAUAUACAAACCAGUUUUCCUGUAUCUUUAAUAUAGUAGUAACAAUAUCAUGUUAGCAUUUGGUAUUGUAGCACUCUCUUUAGAUAGCAACAAUACAAUGGUCACUUCCUGUGUUAAUAAGCAAAUGAAAAAGAAACCAAUAUUUGUAUUUCAGUUGAGUGACACAUAUUUAUCGGGAAAAAAGCUGAGUGAUACAUACUCCCUCCGUAAAGAAAUAUAUGAGCGUUUAGAUCACCAAAGUAGUGAUCUAAAUACUCUUAUAUUUCUUUAUAGAGGGAGUACUUUACAGGAGUUGUGCUCUUACAGCAA